AUGGCCUCCUUGGAGAUGGCCCCAGAGCAAGGCAUUUCCAAACUGGAUGACACUGUGCUCCAGGAGCUGUCCAUGCUUCUAGGCCGAGAUAUGACUUCGCUUGCAGAGAAAAUAGUAGGAGAGGAGGAGAAAAAGCGAGCACAAAUGCAGAAAGGCUACAACGCCCAGAUGCGCAGCGAAGCGCAGAGGCUGAAGUCAUUCGAGACCUACCUGUCCCUCCACUCCUGGACACCCCAGGAGCUGGCAGCUGUGGGCUUUUACCAUAUCGUGGUAGAAAAGUCGGCGCUGCAGUGCUUCUGCUGUAGCUUAAUCCUCUUUCAUGCCAGUCUCCGAAGAUCUCCCCUUGAAGAACACAAGAAGUUGCACCCAAACUGUGCGUUCCUUUUGGGCAGAGACGUUGGGAAUAUCUCCAAGUACGAUGUGAGGGUGAAGAGGCUGGAGCAGCUGCCCGAAGAGCAGCGAGCAGCAUGCCAGGAGGAGAAAGCCAGACUGGCCUCCUUCCAGAACUGGCCUUUUUAUGUCCAAAUGGUCUCCCCGCAGGAGCUAUCAGCUGCCGGCUUUGUCUUCACAGUCUCCAUGAUGAUCCUGGGGGGCAACCCCCAUUUGGCCUCCCAUACAGGGAGACAAGACACAGUGUGCUGCUUUUCCUGUGGUGGAUGUUUGGGAAACUGGGAAGAAGGAGAUGAUCCUUGGAAGGAACAUGCCAAGUGGUUUCCCAAAUGUGAAUUUCUUCGAAGUAUGAAAUCCUCAGAGGAAAUUGCCCAAUAUAUUCAAAGCUACAAAGGAUUUGUUGGUGUUACGGGAGAUGAUUUUGUAAAUUCCUGGGUCAGGAGAGAUUUGCCUAUGGCAUCAGCUUAUGGCAAUGACAGCAUCUUUGCCAAUGAAGAACUUCGGAAGGAUUCAUUUAAGGAGUGGCACCAGGUUCCCCCUGAGGCAGCUGCAGCUCUGGCCAAAGUGGGUCUUUUUUAUACAGGUAUAAAGGACACGGUCCAGUGUUACUUCUGCGGAGCCUGUUUCCCUUGGAAGCCAGGUGAUGACCUAUUAGGAGAUCACACCAAGGAUUUUCCCCGUUGUCAGUUUCUCCAAAACAUGAAGUCAUCUGCAGAGGUGAUUCCAGAUGUUCAGAGCUGUGGUGAACUUUCUGAAUUCACGGCAAGCAGAAGUGAAAACCCUCAGGAAGACUUAGCAUCAGGCAGUGCUAUUGUGCCAGAAACAGUAGAGGGCAAAUUUCCAUGGUUUCAGGAGGCAAAGCGUUUGAGUGUGCAGCUGAGGGAGGCCUACAUUAAGGCCAGCUUUCGUCACCUGUCCUUGCUGGAAGUCUCUGCUGGGCUGCCUACUGACCUACUGCUUGGAUGUGAUUUGUCACUUGCUUCUAAACAGAUUGGCAGCCCAGGCCAAGAGCCUGUGGUAUUAUCUGAGGUCCUGGCCAACUUGAACUCUGUCAUGUGUGUGGAGGGCGAAGCUGGCAGUGGAAAGACAGUCUUCCUGAAAAAACUAGCUCUGCUCUGGGCAUCAGGAUGCUGUCCCUUGUUAAGCAGAUUCCAGCUGGUCUUCUAUCUUUCCCUUAGUGAUGCCAAGCUGGACCAGGGGCUGGCCAGCAUCCUUAGGGAUCAGCUCAUCGGGACAGAAGCAGCUGUCACAGAAACGUGUAUGGAACAUAUUAUCCAGCAAUUCAAGAAUCAGGUGCUCUUCCUCCUGGAUGACUACAAAGAAAUGAGUGUCGUCCCCCACGCCAUAAAAAAGUUGAUCCAAAAAAACCAUGUGUCAAGGACUUGCUUGCUAGUCGCUGUCUGCACCCAUAGAGCCAGGGACAUCCGCCGAUACCUGGAUAUGAUUCUGGAGAUCAGGGUGUUUCCCUUCCAUAACACCAUCUUUAUAUUACGAAAGGUCUUUUCAGAUGAUUUGACUCGCCUGAAAAAAUUUUUUAUUUUCUUUUUAAUGAAUGAAAGUUUGAUGGAAAUCAAUAAAACACCCCUCUUUGUCACAGCACUCUGUGCUCACUGGUCCCAUCAUCGCCUGGAGGAGAGUUUUGAAGUGGUGACUUUCAAAUCCUAUAUGGCAAGCCUUUUCCAGAGGCACAAAGCCACAGGAGAACUCAAAACUGUGAUAUCCGCUUGUGGCCAGCUGGCGUUAAAAGGGUUUUUUGCCUCUUGCUUUAAGUUUAAUCCUGAGCACCUUCUAGAAGCUGGGGUUAAUGACAACGAAGAGCUAGUUAUGUGCCUAAUGAACAAAUUCACGGCUCAAAGACUUACACCAGUGUAUGAGUUUUUAAAUCCUGCAUUCCAGGAAUUUCUUGCUGCAAUACGGUUGGUAGAACUUUUAGAAUCAGAGAAAGAGGAAGACCAGGAUCUGGGACUUCAUUAUUUGAGACAAAUGAACUCAUCCAUGAUGAUUCUGACUCCCUAUAGUAAUUUUCUGAACUAUAUUUCAUACUUCUGUGCCUCCAAGGCCGGACCAAUCGUGGUCUCUCACUUGCUUCACUUGUUGGAUAAUCAAGAGUCGCUGGAGACUCUUUCUGAAAAUGAUGACUACCUCAAGCACCACCCAGAAAUGUCUGAGAAGAUGCAGUUGAUUAGGAUGAUGUGGCAAAUGUCUCCUCAAGGUUACUUUUCAGUGGUCUCAAAGCAUUUGCUGACCCUUGCCAUCAAAGUGGCUUAUCAAAGCGGCACUGUGGCUGCCUGUUCUCCAUUCCUUCUGCACUUCCUUCAAGGGCGAACCCUGCCCCUGGAACUCCUUAAGUUACAGUAUUUCUAUGACCACCCUGAAAGCCUGUUAUUGCUAAGGAGUAUCCAGUUCUCCUUACAAGGGAAGCAACACUCACGCAGAUUAGACUUUUCCAUCCUGGAAACGUGUUUGGAUAAAUCCCAGGCACCCGUUAUCGAUCAGGACUAUGCGUCUGCCUUUGAACCUAUGAAAGAAUACGAGCAGAAUUUAGCUGAAAAAGAGGAAAAUGUUAAUAGUUUUCUAAAUCAGAGACACAUCACACCACCAGCCAUCUACUCUGGCUACUGGCUGCUUUCUCCAAAACCAUACAAGAUUCCCCUUCUGGAAGUCCACGUGCGUAACAUUGAGGCUGUGGACCAGGAGAUGCUCAGGGCUCUGAUGUUAUUUUUCUCUGUUUCUCAGUGCAUUGAGCUCCAUUUAAGUCACAGCACAGGCUUUAUUGAAAGCAUCCGCCCAGCUCUUGAGCCGUAUAAGGUUUCAUUCACCAAGUGUAUCAUAGACAGAUCUGAGCUGAGUGUGGCAGAACAGGAAUUGUUGCUUACUCUGCCUUCCCUGGAAUCUCUCGAAGUGGCUGAGAUAACCCAGGGACUAGAGCAACUCUUUUCCAAUUUGGACAAGUUCCAGCACCUGAAAGAACUCUCUGUGAAUCUGAGUGAUAAACAGAAUGUUUUUUCAGUUAUACCUGAAGAUUUUUUUAAUCUUUAUAAUUUGGAGAAACUAUUGAUCAAAACUUUAUGUGAGCAGAAUACUUCCAAACUAGUCAAAUUAAUUCAGCAUUCUUCAAACCUUCAAGUUUUCCAUCUACAAUGCAAUUCUUUUUUGAAUUUUGAGUCUCUAAUGACUGUACUGGCCUUCUGCAGGAAACUUAAAGAAAUUAAAAUAUCUGGAUCAUUCUUUAAUGCUAUCCCAUUUGUCAAUGCUUUGCCGAAUUUUACUUCUUUAAAGAUACUGGAUCUUAAGUACCAACAAUUUCCAGACAUUGAAGCAUCUGAAAAAUUUGCUCAUAUUUUAGGUUCUCUUUGUGACUUGGAAGAACUGAUCCUUCCAAAUGGGGAGGGGAUUCGUCAGGCAGCCAUGUUGAUCAUCCAGCAGUGUCAGCAUCUUCAGUAUCUUCGAGUUUUCUCAUUUUCCUGUAAUUUGAAUGAUGACAGCUUGAUGGAAAUUGCUAAGGUGGCUAUCAAUGGAGGUUUCCAGAAACUUGAGAACUUAGAUAUUUCCAUGAACGAUGAGAUUACAGAGGAAGGAUACAGAAAUUUCUUUCAAGCACUGGAUAACCUGCCAAAUUUGCUUGAGUUGUAUAUUUCCAGGCAUUUCACCAAAUGCAUCAAAGUUCAGGCUGCAACAGUCAAGUCCCUGAGUCAAUGUGUGUCCCGUCUGCAAAGCCUCACCAAUCUUCACAUGUUCAGUUGGCUGCUGGAUACAGAAGACCUGGCACUGCUCAAUGCCAUGAAGGAAAGACACCCACAAUCCAAACACUUAACUCUGCACUGGAAAUGGGUACUGCCAUUCUCUCCAAUCAUUAAGGAAGAUUUAGCAAAAAGCUGUUGAAUGAACAAGUGUUUGCUUGGGCCCUACAGGAAUAACAAUGAAAUUUACAUCUGGUGACAAGUUGGAAUUCCUGGUCAUGCACUGAACAUGAUUCAGGCAACUCUGCUAAUUUCCUUACAGCACGAGUGAUCACAGGGAGGUGCGUGCA
Messenger RNA from Suncus etruscus (white-toothed pygmy shrew), 4420 nucleotides. It is a transcript of the gene NAIP, whose product is annotated as NLR family apoptosis inhibitory protein. Gene Ontology annotation, cellular component: IPAF inflammasome complex. The record is from RefSeq and is a predicted model, not a curated record. Gene Ontology annotation, molecular function: cysteine-type endopeptidase inhibitor activity involved in apoptotic process; ATP binding. The transcript is spliced from 14 exons. Gene Ontology annotation, biological process: pyroptotic inflammatory response; inflammatory response; defense response to bacterium. Lineage: Eukaryota; Metazoa; Chordata; Mammalia; Eulipotyphla; Soricidae. Bases 1 to 4272 code for a protein of 1423 amino acids.